AUGGCGAGGAACAUGGCGGGGCCUUUGCUGUUCCUGAACCUGGUGUUGUACUGCAUUGUGGUGGGCUUCGCUAGCUGGUGCAUCAACCGCUACAUCAACGGCCAAUCCGCUCAUCCCGGUGUCGGGGGAAAUGGUGCCACGAUGUUCUUCCUCGUGUUCGCGCUUUCGGCCGGAGUGGUCGGGAUAGUCUCGAAGUUGCCGGGCGCCCUCCACGUUAGGGCAUGGCGGGGCGACAGUUUGGCUGCGGCUGCUUCUUCUUCAGUGGUGGCAUUCGCCCUCACUGCUCUUGCCUUUGGGUUGGCGUGGAAGGAGAUAAAUGUGGGAGGGUACAGAGGAUGGAGGCUGAGAGUGUUGGAAGCUUUCGUGAUAAUCGUGACGAUCACUCAGUUCUUGUAUAUCCUGGCACUCCACGCGGGUCAUUUCAGCAGCCGGUAUGGGCCAGGCUACCGAGACACUCCCUAUAGCGGCGGUAUCGAGCCUAAGGGCGGCGGCAGGGGAGUGACUGGAGCUCGGGUGUAG
Molecule: messenger RNA, 519 nt
Organism: Eucalyptus grandis
Lineage: Eukaryota; Viridiplantae; Streptophyta; Magnoliopsida; Myrtales; Myrtaceae
Product: membrane protein PM19L-like
Exons: 3
Coding region: 1-519 (172 amino acids)
Source: RefSeq, a predicted model, not a curated record